AUGUUGGGCGAUGCUAACGAGUCUUCUUUCCCUACGGGGUCAGAUGUUAUUCGAAAAGAUUUUUACGUUGAUGAUCUCUUAACUGGUGCCGAUAAUCUCGAAACACUUAAAAUAAUGAAAUUCGAGAUUCAAGAAAUCCUUACAAAAGGAGGGUUUCAAUUAGCCAAAUGGUUUUCAAAUCAUCCAGAGUAUCUAAAUACUGAGAGUUCUGAAAAAUCAAUAAAUUUUAAUGAUUCAGACUACACAAAAACUCUGGGAAUUUGUUGGCACCCUAAAGAAGAUACAUUUAGCUUCAAUUUUGACAAUAAUUUCCAUGAUCUACGAGCUACUACGAGAAACAUACUAUCAGUUUCCGCUCGUCUUUUCGAUCCUCUUGGAUUGUUAUGCCCCAUAGUAACCAAAGCAAAAAUCUUAUUACAAGAGCUUUGGAUAGCAAAAAUUGAUUGGGAUGAGUUGAUUCCAUUGCGCCUUGAUACCAGUUGGCAAAAUUUCAAAACUAAUUUAUCUCAACUUGGCGAGAUAAAACUACCUAGAUUUGUCGAAACUCAUUCGAACGCAAAAAUUCAAGUUCAUGGGUUUGCCGAUGCUUCGACGAGAGCUUACGGUUGUUGUAUUUACAUCCGAAGCCAAAGCACGGCCGGUAUCAAGUCGACGCUAUUAACUGCAAAGUCUAGGGUGGCCCUUUUGAAAACAAAAUCGAUCCCUCGAAUAGAACUUUGCGCAGCGCAUACUCUUGCUAAGUUAUGGACAAGAGUAGAGGCAAUGUUGAGUCUUGACGUUGAACAAGUUAUUUUUUGGACCGAUUCCGAAAUAACUUUGCAUUGGAUAAAAACACAUCCAUCUACGCUUACAACUUUUGUAGCAAAUCGAGUGUCCGACAUCCAAGAGUGGGCACAAAAAGUAUCAUGGAGACAUGUACCAACAAAACAAAAUCCAGCAGACAUUCUGUCAAGAGGCUGUAAUGUUGAAGAAAUCAAUGCGUCAAUAUGGUUCAAAGGUCCACAGUUCUUAUUGAACGAACAAUCAUCGUGGCCGGUCAAUUCGCAUUUUGAGUUGUCUCCAGAAGAUGAAGCCUUAGAAAAACGUAAAACAAAUAUGGUUCUAAUAGCAGUAGAAAAACCUCGAACUAAACUUCUAGAUUUUAUAGAAGAAUAG
Messenger RNA from Episyrphus balteatus (marmalade hoverfly), 1155 nucleotides. RefSeq lists its product as uncharacterized. The transcript has a single exon. Lineage: Eukaryota; Metazoa; Arthropoda; Insecta; Diptera; Syrphidae. The record is from RefSeq and is a predicted model, not a curated record. Bases 1 to 1155 code for a protein of 384 amino acids.